GCGGUUGCUGUUGGAGAGUGACGCGCAGGGCCUAAGACCUCAACAUGCAGAUCUUUGUGAAGACCCUGACUGGCAAGACCAUCACCCUUGAGGUUGAGCCCAGUGACACCAUUGAGAAUGUGAAGGCAAAAAUCCAGGACAAAGAAGGCAUUCCCCCUGACCAGCAGAGGCUGAUCUUUGCUGGCAAGCAGCUGGAAGACGGACGCACCCUGUCUGACUACAACAUCCAGAAGGAAUCCACCCUCCACCUUGUGCUGCGUCUCAGAGGUGGCAUGCAGAUCUUCGUGAAGACCUUGACUGGCAAGACCAUCACCCUUGAGGUUGAGCCCAGUGAUACCAUUGAGAACGUGAAGGCCAAGAUCCAGGACAAAGAAGGCAUUCCUCCUGACCAGCAGAGGUUGAUCUUCGCUGGCAAGCAACUGGAAGACGGACGCACCCUGUCUGACUACAACAUCCAGAAGGAAUCCACCCUCCACCUUGUGCUGCGUCUCAGAGGUGGCAUGCAGAUCUUCGUGAAGACCUUGACUGGCAAGACCAUCACCCUUGAGGUUGAGCCCAGUGACACCAUUGAGAACGUGAAGGCCAAGAUCCAGGACAAAGAAGGCAUUCCCCCUGACCAGCAGAGGCUGAUCUUUGCUGGCAAGCAGCUGGAAGACGGACGCACCCUGUCUGACUACAACAUCCAGAAGGAAUCCACCCUCCAUCUUGUGCUGCGCCUGAGGGGUGGCUGUUAAGUUAUUCUGCAGCUUGCUUAAUGAUAGGAUUGCCAAUAGCAUGUGUUCUGUAAUAUCUUAAGUUAAAUGCAGGGUUAAAGCAAGCUGAAAUAUCUGCUGAACAACUGAAAUGCUAAUAAAGUUUUCUGUUGCACAUUACAA
Neopsephotus bourkii (Bourke's parrot) is the source of this 875-nucleotide messenger RNA. It is a transcript of the gene UBB, whose product is annotated as ubiquitin B. Gene Ontology annotation, biological process: protein ubiquitination; modification-dependent protein catabolic process. The record is from RefSeq and is a predicted model, not a curated record. Gene Ontology annotation, molecular function: protein tag activity; ubiquitin protein ligase binding. NCBI's taxonomy places the organism in Eukaryota, Metazoa, Chordata, Aves, Psittaciformes, Psittacidae. Gene Ontology annotation, cellular component: nucleus; cytoplasm. The transcript is spliced from 2 exons. The coding region runs from base 45 to 734 and encodes 229 amino acids.